This is a messenger RNA of Megalobrama amblycephala (Wuchang bream), 651 nucleotides long. It is a transcript of the gene tcnbb, whose product is annotated as transcobalamin beta b. Lineage: Eukaryota; Metazoa; Chordata; Actinopteri; Cypriniformes; Xenocyprididae. Gene Ontology annotation, molecular function: cobalamin binding. Gene Ontology annotation, biological process: cobalamin transport. The coding region runs from base 95 to 496 and encodes 133 amino acids. The transcript has 4 exons. The record is from RefSeq and is a predicted model, not a curated record.
CUUGAAACAAUUAAAAAAAAUUGCAUGCAAAAAAACAUAUAAAUAGGGUGUGCGUUUGAGAGAGACAUUCAGACACACUGAGCAGACUGGUAGAAUGGCUCUGACGGCGAUUACUCUUCUGUGCUUUGCAGCUUUGCUGCCUUUCCCAGGGCUGGGAGGAGAACUGGACCUGGUGUUGGUUAAGGUGAAUGUCACUAAUAAAUUCACUAACAAUUUCGUCUCCUACUCCACCAAUGUGACUGAGGGAAUGCCAAUGUUUGGGGUCUUAAAUAAACUACAGGACACACAAAGCUUCAGAUUCACAUACAGCAUUAAUAAAAGCUAUGGCAUAUUUCUGGAAAGUGUGAAUGGACUGGCUGGGUCUACUGCAAACAAAACGUACUGGGAGCUUCUGUCUAAGAAAGGAAAAACUAUCACUCGGCUGAGCGUGGGAAUUGGCUGCUACCAACCCAAGAAAAAUGAGAUUUUCAUUAUGAAUUAUACCACUUGGGGCUAAAAAUAGAUCAGUUGUAUCUUGUGGUUUCAAAUGAGACCACUCUGAUUCUAUAUCAAUCCCACAUCUUCUAUCAAUCAUCAAGUAAAAGAAUAAUCUAAUAAUUUCAUUGUAUCUACAGUAUAAUACUCUAAUAAAAUCACUGAGCACUGCUGGAA